Molecule: messenger RNA, 1326 nt
Organism: Entamoeba invadens IP1
Lineage: Eukaryota; Evosea; Mastigamoebida; Endamoebidae
Exons: 1
Coding region: 1-1326 (441 amino acids)
Source: RefSeq, a predicted model, not a curated record
AUGAUGAGCAGUAAAACCGCCACGCUUACACCUCUUUCUUCAUGUACAAAAGGUCGUAUCACAAGUUAUGUUGGAUGGGAAAAGGGUGGUUCCUGUUCCUUUGGUCCAAAAACAGAAGAAGUGGUUCUUCCUGGCUACAUGUUUGGUGCCGCGCCCAAUUGGGCUUUUUACAACAAUGCCACCAAAUGUGGGGUAUGUUAUGAAAUGGUAGGACCGGUCGGUACCUUGCGUUUUCGUGUAGAAGAUUCAUGUCCAGCUGAUGCGAACAAUAUCCCAUGUCAAGGUGAUAUGAUACACUUCGAUCUUCACAGUAAUGCACAGCAGUAUGUUGCUGAACAUGGGAUGGUCAAUGUGACGUUCAGAAUGGUCGCCUGCGACUAUCCCGAAGGCACCAAAAUUAAAACUGUCAAUUAUAAAAGUUCGAACCCGGCGUGGUUUGCUUUUGUAGUGAAUGACCACUACAUUGGCGUCAAAAGUGUCUUAAUGAAAGACUCGGAUUUGAUCACUGAUUUUGUUUCAUUAAACAGAACGUGGUACAACACUUGGGAGUUCCAAAUGUUACAGCCUGGGAAAACGUAUUUCUACUCAUUGAAGACGCCAAUCACCUUAAAAAUCUAUUCAAUCAAUGACGACUUUGUCACUGUGACAGUGACAAAUACAACAGGUGGUGCCGUGAACGUCGCAGAUGGCAAUUUCAAAGUCGCAGAUGGGCUAUUUUAUAAUGUGGAAACACUUCAAAAGAUCACAAAACCAAAGAAUGAGCCGGAGUGCUGUACUUUGUGGGACGACUAUAGUGUGUUGUACCAAGAUAGUAUCAUUGGAGUCUAUAAUAACUGGUCGUAUAAGUCGACAAUCAACUUUAAAUCGACGAAUAGUCCAAAAGUCGGUAAAUAUUGCAUUGACAUGACCGCAGACGCAUUCGGCGCUUUACAACUUGCGACUAAUUUUGCGGCAAGAGCAGACCAAUACAGCGCAAUUCAAUUCUACGUGAGAGGGACGGUGGACUCUGAAAGAAGCUUAUUGGUCAGAGCUUAUAAAACGACGGGAGCUGACAAGUUUGUGCCCGUCAAAAAGAACACGUGGACUUACUACAAAUUCUUGUUUUCAGAACUGAAUAUCACCAAUAAUAGUUUCUGGGGGUUUACUGCUAUAAACCAGAAUUCAUCAACAAACACUUAUUCGUUCGAUGAGGUCACUUUAAUCAAAAACGAAGACGCUCCGGAUAUUGCAAUGUGCUGGGAUAAUGGGAAGGGAACUAAAGACGGUUGUGUGAAAACGGAGGUAAUGUGGGUAGUCACUCUUUUAGUCUUUGUAAUUCUUCUUUAA